Messenger RNA from Cyprinus carpio (common carp), 1038 nucleotides. RefSeq names its product four and a half LIM domains protein 3-like. NCBI's taxonomy places the organism in Eukaryota, Metazoa, Chordata, Actinopteri, Cypriniformes, Cyprinidae. Gene Ontology annotation, cellular component: Z disc; stress fiber; nucleus. The record is from RefSeq and is a predicted model, not a curated record. Gene Ontology annotation, molecular function: transcription coregulator activity; actin binding. Gene Ontology annotation, biological process: actin cytoskeleton organization.
CGGGCUGCGAGUGCAAAUGUCUCGCUCAGUGGGAGGAUCAGCUCCGUGUGAUGUGCUUCAUGGGAAAAACUGCAGUAACACCACAGACAGACAUUACACACUGUGCACAGGGCCAGAUCAGCUGGACUCUUCAACACCGCGGACUAGUGCUGUAUGAGUCAGAGAGGAGCAGAGCGGAGCGUCAUGUCAGAGCCGUUCGACUGUGACAGCUGUAAGGAGUCUCUGUAUGACAGGAAAUACAUCCAGGUGAACGACGUUCCCCACUGCAUCCCCUGUUACGACCGUCUGUACGCUAACACCUGCCAGGAAUGCAAAGAGCUCAUCGAACACAACUCACGGGAGCUGUAUUAUGAGGACAGGCAUUAUCACGAACACUGUUUCCGCUGCUCGCGCUGCAGCCGUUCGCUGGCGGACGAGCCGUUCACCUGUCAGGAAGACGCCCUGGUGUGUAACGACUGUUACUGCAAUGAGUUUUCAACUAAAUGUGUGGCCUGUGGGAAGACUGUGAUGCCAGGCUCCAAGCGGCUGGAGUACGGAGGCUGCGCGUGGCACGAGGAAUGCUUUGUUUGUUGUGGUUGUGAGCAGCCCAUCGGCGCCCAGUCGUUCAUCCCAGAUAAGGACGAGUACUACUGCGUGCCUUGUUAUGAGGGACGAUUUGCCCCACGCUGUGCCCACUGCAAACAGAUCUUGGUUCAGGGUGGUGUUACAUAUAGAGACGAGCCCUGGCAUAAAGAAUGUUUCUUGUGUACGGGUUGUAAAGUGCAGCUCGCCGGACAGCCUUUCACGACGCAGGGUGAAGAUCCAUACUGUGUGAAGUGCUUCAGCAACCUGUACGCCCAAAAAUGCUCUGCCUGCAACAAACCCAUCACAGGUUUUGGAGAAGGGAAGUACAUCUCGUUUGAGGAGCGUCAGUGGCAUCAGCCAUGUUUUAAGUGCUCUGAAUGUUCUGUGUCUCUGGUUGGAGCAGGAUUCUUCCCCGACGGAACAAAGAUUCUCUGCAAAAGCUGCAAUGCCAAAUAACCCACAACUGCUUUUUUU